Molecule: messenger RNA, 1812 nt
Organism: Didymodactylos carnosus
Lineage: Eukaryota; Metazoa; Rotifera; Eurotatoria; Philodinida; Philodinidae
Source: the annotation of a GenBank genome assembly
AUGGCUGAAAGUGAGGAAACUCUAAAUGAUACCGUCCAACUGAAAAAAGCAAAGUUAAAGAAGAAAAAACGAAAAUUAGAAAGUAAUGGAUCUGGUAUUAAAAAGGCCAAAAAAAUCAAACUUCAACACGAUGAGGAUAAUGAUUGGUUUUCUCAAGAUGAUGAUGUUGACAGAACGAAUGAAGAAGAGCAUAACCAUUCAACUAUUUCUACAAAUGGAGAACAUUCAGUAACAACAACAACAAACCAAGAAACACAGGCGGAUAAAAAAUCUCCGAAUGUAGCCAUAUUCGGUGACCAUUUAUCACGGAUAACAUUUGACACAUUAAAAGAGAAAGGUGUAUCCGAUUUAACAUUAAAAGCGAUUCGAGAUAUGAAUUUUGAACAAAUGACAGAGAUUCAAGAAAAGACAAUACCGCAUUUAUUAGAAGGAAGAGAUCUAUUAGCAUCAGCCAAAACGGGUAGUGGCAAAACAUUGGCAUUCUUAAUUCCAGUCGUCGAGUUAAUGUAUAAAUUAAGAUUUAUGCCACGAAAUGGCACAGGAGCUGUCAUUAUAUCUCCUACUCGUGAAUUAGCCAUGCAAACGUAUAGUGUUCUGAAAGAACUUUUGGCUCAUCACCAUUUUACUUAUGGGCUAAUUAUGGGUGGCACGGGUAGACAAGAUGAAGUUAAAAAAUUAGUUAAAGGUGUUAAUAUUGUUGUGGCUACUCCAGGAAGAUUACUUGAUCAUUUACAAAAUACUAAAGAAUUUAUGUAUAAAAAUUUACAAUGUCUUGUUAUUGAUGAAGCUGAUCGUAUUCUAGAUAUUGGAUUUGAAGAAGAAAUGAAGCAAAUUAUUAAAAUAUUACCAAAGAAACAUUGUCAUAAAGGAUAUGCACUUACACUUAUAAAACGUCGUCAAACAAUGUUAUUUUCCGCCACUCAGACUCCUCGCACAGAAGAUUUAGCUAAGAUGUCAUUAAAAAAAGAACCAUUAUAUGUAGGUGUUGAUGAUCAGAAAGACCAAGCAACAGUAGAAGGACUGGAACAAGGUUACGUUGUGGUUGCAGAAGACAAGCGUUUUCUAUUAUUAUUUACAUUUUUAAAGAAGAACCAAAAAAAGAAAAUGAUGGUAUUUUUUAGUUCAUGUAUGGCAGUGAAAUAUUACAAUGAGUUAUUAAAUUAUAUUGAUAUUCCUGUAUUAAGUAUACAUGGUAAACAAAAGCAAGCGAGACGUACCCACACAUUUUUUGAAUUUUGUAACGCAGAAUCAGGUAUAUUAUUAUGUACCGAUGUAGCCGCUCGUGGUUUGGACAUACCAUCUGUGGAUUGGAUUAUUCAAUUCGAUCCACCAGAUGAUCCAAAAGAAUAUAUUCAUCGGGUCGGUCGUACUGCUCGUGCUGGAGCACGUGGGCAUGCUCUAUUAAUAUUAACACCAUUAGAAUUAGGAUUUUUAAGGUAUUUAAAACAAGCACGUGUUACAGUGAAUGAAUUUGAAUUUUCAUGGAGUAAAAUUGCCGAUAUUCAGCCACAACUUGAGAAAUUAAUUGAAAAAAAUUAUUUCCUUCAUCUAAGUGCAAAAGAAGCAUACAAAGCCUAUGUUCGGGCCUAUGCAAGUCAUAGUAUGAAAAAUGUUUACAAUGUUGAACAAUUGGAUUUAGUUAAAGUUGCAGUGAGCUUUGGUUUUCGUGUACCACCAGUUGUCGAUCUGGGUGUAUAUCAUAGUAAAAAAACAAAGAAACAAGCAAUGGGUUUUCAACGACCAAAACAAGAAAAAAAAGCAAAAAUAUUUAAAAAUUUAAGCAGUAAUACAACAAAAAAAUAUACACGUUAA